Molecule: messenger RNA, 2745 nt
Organism: Bubalus bubalis (water buffalo)
Lineage: Eukaryota; Metazoa; Chordata; Mammalia; Artiodactyla; Bovidae
Product: mediator of RNA polymerase II transcription subunit 15
Exons: 2
Coding region: 686-1927 (413 amino acids)
Source: RefSeq, a predicted model, not a curated record
GAGGAACUGGGAUCUAGAGCUUGAAGAUAGGGUUCAGCAAGGAAAACCAAGGGGCUUCAUGUCUCAACCACUUGAUUUUCUUGACUAGCUGAAGUCCAAGGCUGUCUACUUUAGGAUUAGGGAAGAGUAUAGACAGCUUGAAACCAUAUAGAAAAUGUGAGAUAACGGCUGACGUAAAGCGAGAGGGCGCUGAACCAAAAGACCCCACCCCAACCCCCGACCCCCGCGCCCGGCCCACUCAAAUGACUCCCAGAUUUGAAAUUCUUUAGUAUCCGGUUGCUUUAGAAUCUCUUGGGAACCGGAAUUCACUGUGCGACACACUGCAGUCACUAGCCAGCCCGCCCUGCAGGGGGCGGUGUGCCAAGGUAGGUGCGUCCGCGGUGGAUCCAGGAGCAGGCGCCCCACUUCCCGUCAUACGGGAGGCGCCAUGCCGAGGACGGGGGUUCCCACCAUGCCUUGCAGCCUCACUCGAAGCCCACAGUUUUGAUAAGUCACGCGGUGUGAGGAGCCACUCCUCACACCGCUCUUCGUUAGGGGACUCGUGGGUGUGAGGGGAAGGAGGCGAAAGAGGCCAGGACUGAGCUAGGGCUGAAGGAGGAUUGAGUGAGGAGCCGAGAGGCGGAUCGGUUUAGCGGCCAUCUCUCACCAGACCUGCUGCAUCUCUGCAGACUAGGCCGCGGAGGUCAUGGCCUUGGACGGCGAAGAUCCCAGGAGCGGUUUUCGCCACAGCGACGUAGUUACAUUCAUCAACCAAGAAGUACUCAGAAACGGCGGCGGCCCAGAUUUCUACGUGACCUACCGCUCGCGGCCCUGGAAUGAGAUCGAGGACGAGCUGCAGUCCGUCUUGGCCGACAUACAUAUACCUCUCAACCUCAAGAGGGCCUGUGCCUGGAGCGCGCUGGCCUUGAGCGUGCGGGUGGCCACGAGGCAGCGAGAGCAGCAGGCCCGCCGCGUCCAGCGGCUGAAGGAGCAGGUGGAGGAGCGCGAGACGGCCACCUGGGCCCUGGCCUCGCAGCUGCAGCGUCUGCGCGAGGAGCAUAAGCAGAUGAUCGUGCAGUUGCGCCGCACGCACCAAGACCUGCAACAGGCGCUGAGCGAGCGCGAGGCCCUGCGCGGGCAGCUGCUGCAGGCCGAGAGAGCAGUCAGCUCUCGAUCCCCGCAGCUCCGGGCUGACACGUGGCCCCUGACCGUUGAGGAGCGCAACAAGUUGCUGGUCGCGACCUCGCAGCGAAGGCAGAUGGAGGCCCAGAGAGCAGUCAGCUCUCGAUCCCCGCAGCUCCGGGCUGACACGUGGCCCCUGACCGUUGAGGAGCGCAACAAGUUGCUGGUCGCGACCUCGCAGCGAAGGCAGAUGGAGGCCCAGAGAGCAGUCAGCUCUCGAUCCCCGCAGCUCCGGGCUGACACGUGGCCCCUGACCGUUGAGGAGCGCAACAAGUUGCUGGUCGCGACCUCGCAGCGAAGGCAGCUGGAGGCCCAGAGGGAGGAGGCGCAGUAUGCUUCGGCAGGCGGUGUGCAGUACGUGCAGGGGGCCCAGGGUCCCUGGGCCCAGGUUGUUCAACCCCCAGCUCCCAUGCCAUGCCCAGGGCACAUGCCAUACCCCAUGCCAUUCCCAUACCCACCACCUCCCCUACCUAGGGUACUCUCAGAAGCCAAAGGAGCUGCCGCCACAGCAGCAGCAUACCCGGCCCCCCAGAUGCCUGCUCCGGUGAUGUGUGCACCUGCUAUGUGGCCUGUAGUUGUGUCCCAGGAAGAGGUAGCCCUGCCGUGGGACCAGAGGAUCGAAGGCCAAGGGGAAGGUCCCCACUUCGGAAACUCUGUGGGGCACUUCCAAGAUGACCCAAUGUAUCAACAAUCUCAGGAUCGGAUGCCCAGGACUCCAGAUGGAUCUUCAUCUGAGACUGAAGGAAGUCCAGCUCCCUAUGUGUGAAUCACCACGAAAUGCCCUUCCAGCUCUCAGCAGCCUUCGCCUCAGUGAGAUCUCAGCUGGCUGGAGCAGAAAAAAAGAAUGAAGAAUCAGAGGAAAGAAGAUAUUCUGACACACAUCUUUUAACAAGGGAGGGCAGACAAGAUUUUGUUAAGCUUAAUGAAUGACAAAGUUUCAAAGGGGUGGGAGUGUAGUAGUAGAUUUUAGGGAUUUAGCAUGUUUGUCAAAUUGCAUUCAUUAAUUCAUUGAACAAGCAGUUAUUGCCUAGCAUGUACUAGUAAUUACUACUGUAUGUUGUUAUCUGGUGCACACAUUUUAACUCAAUUGGGUGAAAGAGGCUACAUGACAGGAGAGAGCCUAAUUUGGCAUAUCAAUUAUAUCAGGUAUGACUUUUUUGCCUUACAUAUAGUGUGGCUUUUAAGUAAAUCCAAUUGAAAUAAAGUCAAGAUUCAUUUCUACAAUUCUGGGAGCAAAAUCAGACUUUCAUGGAAGAAUUUGAAUGACUGAACUGCUUAUCACAUUAAUCCCAGUGGAAAUAAAUGAGCAGGGGCAUAUAUUGGGAAUGUAGCCUCACAAAAGUACAGCAGUACUUUUCUCAUACUCCUGCUGAUUCCCCCCUGAGAAGGGCAACUUUCCCUGGUUUUCUAAAAGACCACUGGGUUGUCUUGCUCCACACUCAGCCUCAGGCUGCUCCCAUCCCAAGCCCUUUUUCAGUCAAGAGUAGAUGAAGAAUAACAUGUAUUUUCUAGGACAGGCAUUGUGCUAUGAAUUGUGCUUUCUUGAACUAAAUUAAAAAUAGAACUGGGGACUUCCCCCGCAGA